Molecule: messenger RNA, 1720 nt
Organism: Chrysoperla carnea
Lineage: Eukaryota; Metazoa; Arthropoda; Insecta; Neuroptera; Chrysopidae
Product: catalase-like
Exons: 2
Coding region: 117-1661 (514 amino acids)
Biological process (GO): response to hydrogen peroxide; hydrogen peroxide catabolic process
Cellular component (GO): mitochondrion; cytoplasm; peroxisome
Molecular function (GO): catalase activity; heme binding
Source: RefSeq, a predicted model, not a curated record
UCAUUAAAACUGUUUUCAAACAUACCUACAUAAAAAAAAAAGUUUAUCACAAAAAAGUAUAAUAACUUUGUUUAGUUUGAUUUUAGUGUUGAUCAAUAAAAGAUUGUUUAAUAAAAAUGUCCAAACGUGAGGCAGCAGCAAAUCAACUUUCAGAUUUUAAGGAUAAACAGAAAACUCCAGCCACCAAUCUAACGUCAUGGGGAUCUCCAAAAGUAUAUCAAGAUGCAAGUUUAACUGUGGGUCCUCAAGGGCCUUUAUUAAUGCAAGAUAAUGAUUUUAUUGAUGAUAUGGCUCAUUUUGAUCGUGAACGAAUUCCUGAACGAGUGGUUCAUGCCAAAGGAGCAGGAGCUUUUGGAUAUUUUGAAGUAACUAAGGAUAUUACUCAAUACACAGCAGCAAAAGUUUUUUCAAAAAUCGGAAAGAAAACAUCAAUUGCUGUCCGAUUUUCACAAGUUGCAGGUGAAGCCGGUUAUCCAGAUACUGUACGUGAUCCACGUGGUUUCGCUGUAAAAUUUUAUACUGACGAUGGAAUUUGGGAUUUAGUCGGAAACAAUACACCAAUAUUUUUCAUUCGAGAUCCGAUACUAUUUCCAAGUUUUAUACAUACUCAAAAACGAAAUCCUGUAACACACUUAAAAGAUUUUGAUGCAUUUUGGGAUUUUAUGUCUUUGAGACCAGAAACCGUUCACCAGUUUACCUACUUAUUUGGAGACCGAGGAAUUCCAGCAUCAUACCGACAUAUGAAUGGCUAUGGAUCACAUACUUUUAAAUUCGUAAAUAGUGACAGUAAACCUAUCUAUUGCAAAUUUCAUUAUAAAACAGAUUUAGGGGUAAAAAAUUUAGAUCCUGAUUCAGCCCAACAAAUAGCUGGAUCUGAUCCCGAUUUUUUGAUACGAGACUUGUACAAUGCAAUUGCUGAAGGGAAUUACCCAUCAUGGACUAUGUACAUACAAGUUAUGACUUUUGAUGAAGCAACUCAAGUAUCAUUCAAUCCAUUCGAUUUAACUAAAGUAUGGCCCCAUGCUGAAUUUCCUUUAAUUGAAGUUGGAAAAUUAGUGUUGAAUCAAAAUCCUUCAUCAUACUUUGCCGAAGUUGAACAAUUAUCCUUCGAACCAUCUAAUUUUGUUCCCGGUAUUGAACCAUCACCUGAUAAAAUGUUACAAGGAAGAUUGUUCUCUUAUGGAGAUACAAGUCGCUAUCGAUUAGGUCCAAAUUACAAUCAACUUCCUGUAAAUUCACCAUUUAGAGCCGAUACGCCUAAAAACUAUCAAAGAGAUGGUGCAAAUACUGUUGAAACUCAAGGUGGAGCACCCAACUAUCAUCCAAACAGUUUUUGUGGUCCAGAAGUAGAUCCAAGAGCUUUAAAAUUACAACCAAAAUUCAAUGCAAGUGGGGAUGUUUAUCGAUAUGAUUCUGGAGAUGAAGAUAAUUAUUCACAAGCUAGAAUACUUUACACAAAAGUGUUCGAUGACGCUGCUCGUAAACGUUUUGUCAAUAAUGUAGCAGAUCAUUGUUCCAGAUCAGCACAAUUUAUACAAGAUCGUGUAGUUUCUGUGUUUUCGAAGGUAGAUGCAGAUUUAGGCUCCCAACUUAAAUCAGCAUUGGAUAAAAGGCGUGAUAAUGUUUCUUCGUUAUUGCCAAAAAAUAUUAAAUUUUUGUGAAAUUAAAGAACAAUUUUUUUUUAUUAAAUUAAUAUGUUAAUGCAUUCAAAAAUUUAUAA